This is a messenger RNA of Rhizophagus irregularis DAOM 181602=DAOM 197198, 952 nucleotides long. RefSeq lists its product as uncharacterized. Gene Ontology annotation, molecular function: methyltransferase activity. The record is from RefSeq and is a predicted model, not a curated record. Lineage: Eukaryota; Fungi; Glomeromycota; Glomeromycetes; Glomerales; Glomeraceae.
CAAGUAUUUAUAUUUAUAUAUAAUGGGAAACUAUCCAUCUAAAAAAAAGCCCAAUAAUAAAUCUCGAAAAAAUUCGAACAAACCCGAAAGACAAAAUUCAUUAGAAUCUAAUGAAGAGACGAUUUCAAGAAUAUCAACAACAACUUAUUUCAUAUCUGAAGAAGUUGAAACUGAAAGAUUACAACAAUAUCAUUAUUUGAUAAAACAUCUUUUCGAUGGUAAUUUUCUUUCUCCAAUACAUGAAUUAUUAAAUUCUGCGCCAUGCAAAGUGUUGGAUCUUGGAUGCGGUCCCGGAACUUGGGUAUUGGAUAUGGGAUCAACUUAUUAUAAUAAUAAAAAAUCAGUAUUCGUUGGAAUCGAUAUUAGUCCAACAUUUCCAAAUCAAAUAAAGCCAGCAAAUACUCAAUUCAUUCAAGCAAAUAUAUUGGAUGGGCUCCCUUUCGAAAAUAAUGAAUUCGAUUUUGUUUACAUAAGAGCUUUAGGUUUAUCUUUCUCUGAAACACAAUGGUUAGAAUUGAUUUUACCAGAUAUUUUAAGAGUCAUAAAACCAGGCGGUUGGAUUGAAUUUAAUGAACCAGGUCCAGAUGCGAAAAAUUAUGGACCGUAUUAUAAAAAAAUUGUUGAUACACAUAAUAAAGAAAUGUCUAUAGGUGAUAUUGAUCCAAAAAUCAUUCUCAAAUACAAAGAAUGGCUCUUAUCAAAUUCAAAACUAACCAAUGUUCAAGAAGAAGUUCGAUAUGUACCUAUAGGUUCUUGGGAUAAAAAUAAUAAACUAGGUGAAAUAUGUCAAGAAAAUUUUAAUACUUAUUUAAAGAAUAUGGAAUCUUGCAUUUCCAAUCAUCUUAAUAUUAGUAUAGAAGAAUAUGAUCAAUUAUUAACGAAAUUUUUUCAAGAAUGUAAUGAACUUAAAACUCAAUUUCCUUUUUGUUGUAUUUACGCUCAAAAACUUUAA